AAGACACAAGAGAUGAAAAAGUAAUGACUUCUGACUCCAGGAGAUAUCACGUUAAGUUCGAUUUAUAUAAAGUGAUUUAAUUCCGCGUAAAAAAUGAUUGCAGGCCGCUUACCAGAGGAAGGCCAUUGCGCGGUCCCUUCUAAUAGGUCAUCAUGAUACCCACAUUGAAGUAAACCAAAAUUCAACACCGUUAAAAAGCAACCAACGCGUCCUUUGCGGUGCUAACUCAAGGGUGACAAUGCGGCCAUUCAUUUUCAUGUUUCAAUUUUUCAUAUAAAUAUGUGAACGCAAAAGAAACGGAGAUAUUCUCAUUCAAAGCAUCGACAGAAACAGUGUUCCACCCAUAAAGCUUUAGAAUGUUUCGUUUUAUUCAAUUGUUGUUUGUCGCAAGUAUGUUCUUCGCAACCUUACUAGAAGAAACAAACUCAUUCACUCUAGAACGAGUGAAUGGGGGAGACGACCACGAUCAUAACGAUUCAUGUGAAACUUCUGUCGAUUUCGGUUAUCGCACAGUAGAUGACAUGGACUACGAAGACGUGUUGGAGGUAGAGGACACCGAAGUAAAUGGACAGAUUCAAGACACAUCGGAAGAAAAUAGAUUGGUUAAGCGAAAUUCCUUCCAUGCACCGGGUCAAAGAAGGAUCUCGUUUAACCGUCAUAUUCAGCAUAAGUUGGAGUCCGUGGAAGAUUAUGACGAGAUGCCGUUCCAGCAUCCUAGGACGCCAACUGCUAGCCACCAAGGUAAUCAUCAGUUGUGGGAUGUUAGCGAUGAGCAGCAAUCUUGGGAAGUGAAGGAUCCGUCGUUGAGAAAUUUGUUUGGAAUUCGUUGGGAUUCUGCCAAGAAUAAGAAGACCACUCAUCGUUCAUCAGUCGAAGAUUCGAUGGAAGAUUUGCUUCGUCAACAACACGAAAGACAUUCGGCAAGUAGGAGAAGCAAACGUCCGUCUGGCAUUGUAUUUUAGACCUUUUCUGUAGAUCCUACAAUUUAAGAUUGCGAUAUAUUUUCUAUUUAAUCACCUACUUCUUGGGCAAUCAUUUAGUAUUCUGACCUUUUAACCAAAAUUUCGCUAAGUGACCGUUUUUUUGUUUAUUGGCGAUUUCGCAAUAAAACUUUGAGCAAUGCUAUAACCAA
Molecule: messenger RNA, 1132 nt
Organism: Daphnia carinata
Lineage: Eukaryota; Metazoa; Arthropoda; Branchiopoda; Diplostraca; Daphniidae
Exons: 2
Coding region: 357-962 (201 amino acids)
Source: RefSeq, a predicted model, not a curated record